CAGUCAGAUUGGCUCCGCAACUGUACCGCAACGCAACACAUUCAUUGCGGAUCUCAGAAAUCGUGAAGCCUUCAUCUUAUGAUCAGCACAAAAAUAUUCACAAAUUGGAUCGAAGGAAGGCCUCUGAAAUUCCAAAUACAAAAUUUAAAGAUUCUAUUGAUGUAAUUAAAAAUAAACAGAAGCCACCCCACUAUGUAAAGCGUGAUGGGGCAAUAAAACCGUAUAAGUGGGACCAAAUGAAACUGGAAAAAGCAGCUCAAGCUAACACUGCUGUGCGAAGACUCAGUGGACAUUCGAAGAAUUUGCAUAAGUUGGACAGGAGGACAGAAAAGCUUCCUGGCCAUGUGUUUAGGCGACGACGGAGUAAACACCACUGGGUUAGCCAUAAGCUAGCUUCCAGCCAAGAAGAAAGUUUGGUUGUUGAGCCGCCACAUUUAUCCCAAGAUUACUUUCAGUGUUCUACCAGUAAGUUAAUAUCUUGAAAAUUUUAAAUAUAUUAUAAUAUACUUUGAAACAUUACAAAACAAUAUAUAAAAAUUAUAUAUAUAAUUAUAAAUUAUAUAUAUAUAUAAAAUGAUGUAUGUGAAUGUUUAGCUUAAUUUGAUCCAAUGAUAAAAAUUAACUUGUCAUGAAUUAAAUUUCUGUAGUUCCUGGCCAAAAUCCAAAGUCCCGAUUUAAAUGGUUGCGACCCAGCCUUUAUCAACUUCAUGCUCAAAAUCUCCUGCGACAGAAAAUGAAACAAAGACUAAAAAUGGGCUAUGGAAGAACUCAUAAAUAUGCUGGGUAUGCAUUUUGUAUAAUUAGAUGAAAUUUGUUUAUGAAUUGAAAGUGAAGUUUAUAAUAUCUAGAUAUAUUUUUGUAAAGGUUUAGAAGUUUAGAGAAUCAUAAAAUUACAGUCCAGAUUUUAAUCAGUUUUUCAACAUAAAGUAUUAAGUAAAUGUACCAAUACUUUUAUUCUUAUUAACAUAAUAAGACAGAAAUCAACAGGCCAAAAGUUAAUCAUUUUAAAAAGAGACAUGUUCCUUUCCUUGGGAUGAAUUUUCAUAAUUUGAUAUCAGAAAACAUUUAUUUGGUUAAAAAAUGGAUAAAAUGAUAGAAAAUAUUGUAGAUAAAAAUAUUGAAAUAUAGUUUUGAAGAUAAUUUAUGCAACAACAACAAAAAAAUGUUUAAAUAUGUUAAAGAUAUCCUCAUGCUUUUUCUCUUUUAAUAAGCUUCAACACUGAAAAGUCCCUGUGGCAGCAAUCUCAGGCACUGAAAGCACGGCAGUAUAGGUUUAAAGGAAACAUGAUUCACAUUGGUGGUGUGCUUUACAAAUCUUCCAGCAGAAAACUAAUCAAGGCUAGGAGAACAUCUACAUCGAAAACAGAACUGACAUUUGCUACAAGUCAAGCAAACAGAAGACAAUCGUUGAAAAACAACGGUGGGUUUAAGUUUAAGAAGUUUAAAAAUUGCAGACUGAGGCUAAGCUUUUUGUUCGAUAAAAUCUGUGCAAAACAAAAUUUAAUAGACAUAUAUAUUUAGGAUUUACUUUAUUUUGAAUAGAAACAAUUUUUGCCAUGAUUUUAAAAAAAAAAUAUUUUCUGAUCAAAUUCAUUUUGUUUGUGGAAACUCAAAGUUUUGGCAUUGCUAUUUUGAUUACUUUUCUCUCGAGACAAAAAUAAUGAGGAAAGACAAGCACAGCACCAGAUGAAGCUCUAUGGUUCCAUAAGUGCUCAUGGACGGUUGAAGCCAUUGAAGAAUUUGUAUGUUUACAUUGAAGUUCUUUUAAUGUCAUGUCACAGAUUGGAGGCAACAGAAGAUGAAACUUAUCUUGUUAAGGGGUGCUCAUUUCAACAUAGAUACUAGACGCAGAAAACUUUCUAGGGCUGGUAAGGACCAUUUCAACCUUUCAACAUAAACUCAAGUGGCUCUAUGUUGUAAAACUACCGGUAUCUUAGCGAGGCAAAAUUUAAUUAGCUUCAUGACCUAAUGCUGCAGUACAUUGCGUUAUUUACUUUUUUUCCACAGUUUUGUCAAGUUCGACGGGACCCUCAGCAUCGGAUUCUGGAUUACUAUCAUUGAAAGUGGGUGAUGAAAAGACCAGGAUAGCAGCAAGGUACAGUGCAAAAAAGAUCAUGUUCGCCUUUGUUAAAUUUUGUCACCUCUUCUGGAUCUUCAUGCACUGAUGUCAUUUCAGCAACUAAACUAAUUUUUUUUUUAACGUUUGAUAGACCUAAAUAAAGCUGGACCAUGAAGCUCAUUCAGGAGCUAUUCUUGUAUCAAGUGUGAUGUUUAAUUUUAUUGGCAAACAUGGUCCACAUUCGGUCAGUGUUGUCAUUUUAUCCAGCCCUUUGAGUCAAUAGUGACUUUGAAGUCCUUGAAAUAAAAGUGUUUUAUGAAUGUUUUAAAUUUAUGAGAUAUUCUGGUGAUACAUAUAGGACACCUGGUUCUGGUAGUGUUCGUUGCUGCAUCCAUGUACUGGCAUCUGUGCAACGGUUGGGGGUAUGAUGUUGCUAUUCUAACAGCUCCUAGCUGAUACCAGGGCAGCCUUGAAGCUUUCGACCGAUGUCGAGUUCACAGUGGCAUUGUUCAGGUGGUUCCAUGCUAUUAUUGUGCGUGGGAAGAAAGAUUGUUUAUACUGCACUGUGUUGCCCUGAGGUACUUUGAAGCAUUUGCUAUUGUUUUGGGUGUAAUUGUAAUUGUUUAUGGGAUUGUCAGUGUUCAGUGAGCGUUUUGCUCUAAUCAGUCUACCCGGCUUCUGUGGGGUGAGGUACGAGCCUGCUGGGAUGGGCUGCACCAGUCCCAUGACCACUUUAUAUAAGAAUAUCAGGCGGAGUCCCUCUCGUCUGUCUUUAAAGGUGGGGAUGUCAAAUCUUUUUAAGAGGCCAGUGACGAAGCCAGAAGUGGUGGAUUUGUAGUCUCAAGCGAUAAAAUGCACAUCUUUACUUUGAAUUCGCUCCAUCUCGUCCACAUCUUGCUUAAGGUGUGGGUCCAAGAUGAUCGCUCCAUAUUCUAGUAGUGGGCGGACAAGUGCGAGAUAGGCAUUUCGUUUGCAGGAAGUUGGGCAGUGGCGCAGAUUUCUUCGGAUGAAACCUAGGGUGGAGUUGGCUUUUUUUUUAAAUUUUGUUUAUAUGGGGGUGACCAUUUUAGAUUAUUUGAGAAGAGAAUUCCAAGGUAGGGAUUAUUUGAUACUUGUUUGAGGAUUGUCUCGUUUAGUGAGUACAUAUAGUUUGAUGGUUUUUUUCUUGAGAUGGUCAUUGUGUAGCAUUUAGUUUCAUUAAAUUUCAUGCCCCAUUUGUCCACCCAAUUCAUAAGGCACUUCAAAUCUUAUUUUUGAAAUUUUUUUUUACAAUUAAACCCCCCUCACACACACACGCAAAGAGAUCUUAUAACAAAAAGUUUGUCAACCACUCAGGGCCGCCUUAACAGCAGCGGAGGCCCUAGGCACAGUAAUACACUUAAGCCCAUAACCCUUUAUUUACUCAGGGCCGUAAGAAGGAGGUGGGAAGAGGACCAAUCACCGCUGGCGCCAAUAUCAAGGGGUGGCAAAAUCAUCUUAAAAUAGGCCCUUAAAAGUGAAUUUCACAAUAAAAUACCUUGUACUUCCCAUAGACAGCGGCGGCAAAAUUGUCUUACUAGUGCGCCCUGGUCGCCGCUUUUCCUGGGAACGGUUGUCUAUAGCCUACCAUUAUAGUAAUGUUAUGAAAAGCAUUACGGCCUAUGUUGGAUUAAGCGUUUUGAUCAGUUUCUUUCAGGUAAUUUUCCUUGGGGGAUUGGGGGCAUUAUUUCAGGCAUUCGAAGGAGGGGGCAGGGCAUCUAUCAGCACCGCAAUUAGGAAUUUUGCUGCCCAAGGCUAGCUCUGACUUCGACGCCACCGCCAUGCAUAACCAUAAAUUUAUUCUGGUAGUGGAGCCCCCUGACGAUUUGCUUUUAGCCCAGCUUUGUUUUGUCAUUUGAAUCUUUAUUGUCCGAAUGCUUAUACAAAACUAAAGAAAAAUCAUAAUUUUAUCAGUUCAAAAAAAUAAUUUUGUUAACUUACAUCCAGCGCCUUUUUUUUAGAUUAAAAUGUGUCGGUAAUGUCACUGUAAUUGGGGAGGGAAAAGAGAUCAAGGGCGCCGAACGAAACUGGGGGUAAGGUUUGGAAAGAGGUCUCAGUAGGCUCCUCCCCACAAAAUGUUUGAUAAAUUCACAAUUAUGGGAUGCAUUUUGGCGCAUACAUGAACUUAGUUUUGCUUCAUUCUACACUUAACUGACUAACAACAGAAAAGAUGCUAGUUGAAAUGUAGGUUCCCUUGACUCUGCAUGGGUUACACAAUUUCUUUUUUUAUUUUUAGUUGUAUCUAAAUAUUAAUGUUGUGUCCUAAUUUUAUUUUAAAUUGUUUGUUUAAACUAAAUUCACCAAUGAAUGAAUAUAAAUAAGUAAAAAAUAAAAAAACAUUCCGUUCAACACAGUUGAUCGUUAUUUUAAAAACAAACGACAAACAAUCUAUUAGUAUGUUUGGUUAAUAAUUAUCAUUUAGGAUUUAAUUUAAAACUUAAGUAGGUUUCCCAAAAUUCAAAGUUGCAACAAAAUAAAUGAUAAAAAAACUGUUUUGCAGAAAAUUCAAAUAGAUAAAUGGUCUUGUGGCUUUGUUUUGAAAGCAAAAUAAAUUGUCAAAAAUAUUUCAACAUUCACUAAUAAUAUUGGUAGCAUAAUGCCCUUUGAAGCGUGAGACACCCUAGAGCAGCGGUUCUCAACCUGUGUGUUGCGACCCCUUGGGGGUCGCAUGACCCUUUCACAGGGGUUGCCUAAGACCAUCUGAAAACACAUAAACCUUACAGUUGCAUAGUAUCAACAAAAAUAAUUUUGGGGUUGGGGGUCGCCACAACAUAGCAACUGUAUAAAAGGGUCGCGGCAUUAGAAAGGUUGAGAACCACUGCCAUGGAGGCAUGUGGCCCCCUCUAGCAUGAGGCCACCUAGAGGCGUGAGGCCCUGGGCAGUGUGCCCAUGCCUGAAGCCGGCACUACUUUUCUCCACUAAAUUCACUCCUGAGUACAGAGUAGUGGCGUAGCCCCGGACAACAUCUUAGUCUAGCAUGAUUUUAACACAAAUUCUUAAUUUUUUUUUUUUCCGAUUCAUAUCUUGGAGAAGUGAUGAGAGCUAUUCCCCUUUAAGACAUUUCCAACUUGUAAUUCGCAUUUAUAAAAUAUUAAUUUUGUAAUGUGCCAAUAAACGUGCUGUCCACUGACUUUAAAAAAAAAAUUGAAUUGCCAAAAUCUUUCAAUAAUCAUUAACAAAAUGUAAAGUAAGCAUGAUGGCUCUCAAAGAGUGAGUCUCCUAGAAGCAUUAGGCUUUUACUUAACUGAAAAAGAAAUUAAUCAUCGGCGAUCAUCAAGUUUGGAAACAACCAAUUUUUAUUUUAUUUUUAACCAUAUGUUCCAGUUAAUUCAGUUAAUGACAUUUUCUAUAGCAGAUUGUUUCAAUCUGUAUUAACAAUUGAACUUUUUACAUUAUCAUCAGAUAAUUCAAAUGAAUUAAAUUUGUUAAAAUUCUUCUAAUAAAAGCUCCUUUAAUCUCUUUGCAGCCGAGCUGUUUACCGCAGCAUUGCGAUAGCCACUGCAAAAUUUAAAAAGAACAACACCAAAUCAAGAACGUUGAAACAGCAUUGCAUUUUCUUUGGUCGUUUUGGAAAGUGCUUUCGUGGUGAUGAUUGCCCUUACAUUCAUGAUGCUGCCAAAGUAGCUGUUUGCACCAGGUAGGCAUAAAUGAGAAAAUAACGGGAAGGAUAAGGAUACUAUUUAUAGUCAUGUGUCCAGAUGUAAUUACCACAAACCCUGGAGAUGACACCUUGUAGGCAUUAUGACAUUGACACAAUGAAAAAUCCGCUACUGGUGCCAAGUUGUAUCAUCCACACAUGAUGUUCCUUUGGGUUACCCAGAUUAUUUAAAGAGAGGUGAUUUGCUGUCCAGGGAAUCAGCUUAUCCUAUAAAAAUCCCAUGUGAUUUCAUCCUGCGAAGUCUACAUAAUCCUCACAUUGUAACGGAUUGAUGCCAGGGAAAAAGUUAAUCCCUAAAAUUAAGUUUACAAUUCAGGAGUGACAGGAGCUUGCUUUAUCUCUGAGGUAUUUGAGUAAUUCUAUACUUGUUUGUAAUCUGAUUUUUUCCCCUGUGCUCAUCACUUCAUCAUGUUUUUAUUUUUAUCGUUGAAUGAAGAUUUUUACGAGGAAAGUGUGAAGACGUCAACUGCCCCUUCUCCCACAAAGCAUCGGUCAACAAAAUGCCAGUUUGCCUGUUUUAUCUACGGGGAUCAUGCUCACGGGAUGGGUGCCCUUACCUCCAUGUCAAGGUCAACCCCGAUGCGCCGGUCUGCAGAGAUUUUCACAAUGGAUUUUGUUCAUUGGGUGACAAGGUUAGUGAAGCUUAUCCCCAAGUCUUACUUGUUCUGAAACUGGCACAUUUUUUAUUUUUACUAGUUUUUAUUUUUACUUUCAUCUGUGAAGACAGCCAUUUGUUGUCUUUAAUAUUUUCACUGUUCACUCAACAGACAUGACAGCCACAAAAUUAAACUUUGAUAUAACAUUUCAAAUUAGUUUAUUUGCAUUGGAUAAAACAAACCUGUUCCACUUCAAAUGCCAGAAUUUAACAUAAACAUAAUAUACCGGUACACUAAAAAAAAUUAUUUGGUUUUGUAACACAAAGAUUCAUUCUAUUGUCUGCAAUGAAAUAUUUCUAUUGUCUGAAAUUGAAACAACAGCUCAGAAAUGACCAAACUGUUCAAGCAGGAAUCUAUCCACUUUGGAAGGAACCCUUACCCAAUUUAUUCAUUUGAUCACCUUUGGUUUAGUUGAAAUUGCAAAUUUUAGCAUCUGUAUUGAACCAUAGGCUAUUUUUGGGGGCAAAUUAAAUGUCUUCAACUGCUUGUGCUUUGUCCCCAGUUAUUAGAUUUGUGGAUAAAUAUAUGCAUAUAAUAUAUGAUGUAAUGAUUGCACAAGAAAUUAUUUCUACAAUGUAUGAAUUUUAUGAUUUUCAUUUAGUUUCAGGGUUUGAAAAAUUUUUAAAUGAAGUUUCAGGUUUCAAGAAUUUUUUAGAAAGGGAUUUCAGGGUUCACAGCUUUCAGUGAGUGGCACCCAUGAGCAUAGCCAAAUUUUUAAUUUUCCAACAGUGUAAGAAACUUCACUCUUUUGUGUGUCCAUCAUUUGCUGACACUGGAACCUGCAGCAGGGGAAGUGACUGCCCCAUGUUGCACAGAAUAAGUAGGAAGGAGCAGACAACACGAAGACAACUAUUGAAACAAAGGUUGGUGUAAAAAUAGUUUUUAUUCAUUCCAUCAUGGUCUCGUGUUUGUUUUUAUCUCCAACUUCCAUUUUUAUUAGGUAGUUCUUAUUAAAAAUUACAUUGUUUUAUUAAACUUUGCGUAUUAGUGUUGUUUCCAACUCAUUGUCAUCUGUAAGGAUUGGGUUUUGUUUUUGUUGGAGUAAAAAAAAAAUUUUCUGAGAACACUGCUCAUCUUUGUUAUAUACCUCUGUAGUACCGGUACCUAUGAAUGAAUUAUUAUUAGUAUAUACAGUCAUAUACAUAAUGAAUCUACCCAAUCUAAAUUUAUUAUGAAUUUCUUUUCCUGUUUUUUUAUUUUAAUUUUUAAGUGAACCAGUGAAGAAAAGGAGAUUAGCAAAUUCACAAGCAAGCUCUAACACUGCUGAAUCUCUGCUGGAAUUAGUCCAACCCAUGGCAGUGGCAAUCAACACUGCACCACUAACCUCACAACCUUCCUUCAUAUCCCUCCUGUCAACUGACAAUAAUCCUCAGACUCCAGCUGCUGACAUCCGCUCACAGGUGUCGAGUGACAAUAAAGAGUUGAGAAGUGGGGAACAGGAAGUGUCUGCCAGAAUAAUGCCAGUUUUUCUAACCCAGCAGAUCUCAAAAUCAACCCCUCACAAAUCAGGUCUUGAUGUUUGUGAGCCCCAUGUUACUGCUCAAGAAAAAAUUGUUCAAUCCGAAAAAGUCACAUUACCUCCAGACGCAUCAAGUUUUGACACAGCAAAUGAUGAGCAGGUGAAAACAGGUUAUCAGCCUCCAGUCCAGAGUUGUCCUGCACCCAGUCAGCCAGGUGUUCCAAUUAAGAUCAUCCCAUCCUUCUUGUCACAGAACAAGAGUAUAGAAGCGGUACUUGCAAAGAAUGUUGUGGUCCAGUCGGGAGAGAAAAAUUCCAUUAAUCUGUGAAGUCCAGAGUUAAAAGAAAGAAUGGACCAUUUCUGAGAUGUUGAUUAAUCAAGAAAAAUUAGAGGAUAAAGAUAUUACAAAUAAUACCUAAAACAAAUCAUCCAAUGGCCGUAAUGGUACAGAUUUUUUUUUCUUCAAAUUUGUCAAUCAUAUUUUACUUUUAAAAAAUUUCACAUAAAACUUAGACAAUUUCAGUUAACUUCUAUCCUUUAACUUUAAGGAAACCUUGCCUUCACUUUAUACAGUGUGACAUUAGGCACUGUUUUUAAUAUUCUCGUUUCAAACUUUGAAACAAAUUUUUGGUGGAUAACCUCAUCCAAUGCUGACCAAUACCCUGUUUGUGUGAUGCCUUUGGUUGAUGACGACAUUCUAUCAUGUCCCACCUGAAGAGAUGCUUCCAACAAAUAUUUUUAUCCAAGUCAUUUUGUUCCGCUGUCUUCCAGAUUCAAAUUUUGAGCUGAGCUUUAACAUGCAGUGUAAGCUUUAAUUGUUUAAAUUGUAUUUUUAACAGUUAAGUUGUUGUAUUUAAAUAAAUCACUGCAGUACAUGGACAUUUCAGUUGUUGUAAAAUUCAUUUCCAACAAUGAAAUGGGUGAUAACAGUGAACGUUUAAAGUUAAAGAAAGAUAAUAUUUAUUUUUUGAGAAUAACAAAUUUUUUUUGCUAUCAUUCUUGUCUCUUCAAUGAGAGACAAAUAGAUUAUCAUAAUUCUUUUCUCAGUAGCCUGAGGUAAAAUCUCCUUCAGCUGACCAGAAAGAAGGUUAAAGCAUGAUGUUCUUGGAUCACAUCACUCUUGCCAUUUUGUCAAAUCUCCAAGCUGAAUUUUUUUUUUUUUAAAUCACACCAUUUUAAUUGAUUUCUUUAACACUCGUUUCUCAACAGAUUGAAGUUUUAAAUUUGGGCUUACCGGUACUUAUUAUUAUUAAUCUGAACCCAAAUCCAAUUUUCCCUUUUGAAAUAUUUCUUUACCCAAGAAUAAUAUUAACCCCUUUUGAGGCGGCUGGGCGAAAGAGACAAAAGGCUGAUUCCACCUGCCAAAUAAUAAAAACCUCAAGAUUGGCCUGCUGGUCUUUGUACCAGCUAAUCAGAUUGCUUCUCGCUUUUCUUGCUCAUCUUCUCACCAUUGUAAUGGCGGCUUCCAUUGAUAGUUCUGUCAUCUUAUAUCCAUUUUUUCUUUUACCUGCUGACCCUUAUAAAUGCUUACAAAAUAUGUGACUUUGAAAUAUGCCAAAAGGCAUGAGCAGCCCCUGGGAAAUAUAUUAAUGUAUUAUGCAGUUGUUCACUUUGAAUCUCGUUAAAAUGUUUGUUAGGACUUGUUUUGGCUUCAACAAUCAUAAAAUGUAACAAAAUUCUACAAGUAAGUUAGUAAGACAUGUUUAUUCUAAGUGCUAAAAAAAUUCCAUGCAUAAUUUAUGCAAAUCAGGUUUUCUCAUUCCUUAAAGUUGAAAUUUCAGUUUGAUUCAUAGAGAUUGUUUCAGUUCAUUCAAUUCCCUACAAGAAUAUAUUUAGUUUUAGUUUUAUAUUUGCAAAGUAAUUACUUUAUUUUUUAUAAAUUUUUUAGCAAAGUAAGUGCAGGGCUUGUGAAAAGGGCUCUGUCUUCUUGGCACCGACAGUGGCUCCAUCUCAAGAAGGUUAAUAUACCAAACUGAUGCCUGUGGUAUUUCUUAUUGUUUUGUAAGUUAUCCCCAUAGUGCAGUAGCAUUUCUUUUCUCUUGACCAAGAUGUAACGUGUCUCAAUUACUUCUGGGUGUCAUCCCCAGCUGUGGGUAAGCAGCCAGGCGGAAUGGAUUCUUCAGCCAGGUAAGGCAGCUAUUCUUAAAGGAGGAGGUAAACCCUGAGUCAAAUAUCUCAACUUCCUGUACCAGAUUCGGAGAUGGCUGUCAGCUUGGCGUAAAGACUUUUGUCUGUGCAAAAAUAACUAGACUUAUUAAUUAAUCUAAAGCUGACAGAGUAAAUUUGGGAUAUCCAAAUAUUUUUUUUUGUUUUCUUCAGUAGAAGGAUAAUAAUAACAACGCAGUAAUACAGUGGUUCUCAACCUUCCUAAUGUCGUGAACCUUAAAUACAGUUCCUCAUGUUGUGGCGACCCCAACCACAGUAUUAUUUUCGUUGAUACUUCAUAACUGUAGGGUAUAUGUGUUUUCCGAUGGUCUUAGGCGACCCCUGUGAAAGGGUCAUGCGACCCUUAAAAGGGUCGCAACCCACAGGUUGAGAACCGCUGCAAUAACAGAAUGUUUAUUCUGUAAUUUUCUUUCUGUUCACUGAAGUGCCCAUAUUCAUUUUCAAAUGCCAUUUUCAUUUAAUUUAACUGAAUUCAGGUGUCAUUCUCAUAUUUCACAUGAGGCCAGACCAACAUUUGGGUUCAAAGUCAAUAAAAUUUCACUAGCAAUAAAUAAAAAUAGUAAUAAGCAUUUUUUUUAAAGAAAUUUAAAAAAAAAAAAAAAAGGAUGUGGGAUUUAAUCCAUGACAAUGGCAUUAUUAGAUUAUUAGUUCAGCUAUCUGAAAUAUAUAAAUUAAAUGUAUAGC
Messenger RNA from Lymnaea stagnalis (great pond snail), 10700 nucleotides. The record is from the annotation of a GenBank genome assembly. Lineage: Eukaryota; Metazoa; Mollusca; Gastropoda; Lymnaeidae.